GGCGAAGAAGAAAAUGUUCAAUGGCGGCUAUUCAGCCUUUUUUCCGAAAGCAACAACGAGCGCGGCUCACGACAUCUCUGGAAAAAAAUACUUCAACUCGAGAGAUUAACUUUUCAAUGUAAAACUGUUGACUAAACAUCAGCCUUGUCAUCAUGGCCAGUGGUCCAGGAGUGAGAGUAAGCAUCGAGUCCUCCUGCGAGAAGCAGGUGCAGGAAGUGGCUCUGGAUGGGACGGAGACCUAUGUGCCACCUCUGUCUAUGUCCCAGAACCUGGCAAAGUUGGCACAGAGGAUCGACUUCAGCCAGGGAUCUGAUUCAGAGGAGGAUGGAGCUGAGGUCGACUCCAGGGAACGUGAGUGGGGCAAGCAGGAGGCAGAGGAAGAAGAAGGCACAGUGAAGUUCCAGCCAUCCUUGUGGCCUUGGGACUCUGUGCGAAACAACUUGCGCAGUGCUCUGACAGAGAUGUGUGUCCUCUAUGAUGUCCUCUGUGUGGUGAAGGAGAAGAAGUACAUGGCGCUAGACCCAGUGUCACAGGAUCCUUCAAUAAGCAAGGGUCCUCAGGUGAUACAGCUGAUGAGUAAGAAGAAGUCGCUGGCCUCAGCAGCACAGCUCCUCCUGAAGGGUGCAGAAAAGCUCAACAAGUCUGUAGCGGAGAACCAGGAAAACCGGCGGCAGAGAGACUUUAACUCUGAGCUGCUGCGACUGCGCUCACAUUGGAAACUACGCAAAGUCGGAGACAAGAUCCUUGGAGACCUUAGCUACCGGAGUGCAGGUUCACUUUUUCCUCAUCAUGGCUCAUUUGAGGUGCUCAAGAACACAGACAUCGAUCUGGACAAAAAAAUCCCAGAGGACUACUGCCCCCUUGACGUCCAGAUUCCUAGUGAUCUAGAAGGAUCUGCGUAUAUCAAGGUUUCCAUCCAGAAACAAUCUCCGGACAUCGGUGAUCUUGGAACAGUCAACUUGUUCAGGAGACAAUCAAAAACCAUAGCUGGUUCUCAACCGUGGCACGUAAAGCUUGAGGCGGCUCAGAACGUUCUUCUCUGUAAGGAGAUCUUUGCGCAGCUGUCCAGGGAAGCCGUGCAGAUAAAAUCCCAGAUCCCUCACAUUGUUGUGAAGAAUCAGAUCAUCUCACAGCCUUUCCCAGGUCUGCAACUGUCCAUCUCGCUCUGCCACUCGACGGGAGAGAAGAAGAAUCAUCGAGCGUCUCCAGAGAAGCCCAAACCGGAUGACCAUCUUUACGUUCUGGAACACAACCUGCAUCAGAUGAUGCGUGAGUUUCACAAGCAGCAGCUGAGUUCCCUGGUGAUGCCGCACCCCGCCACCUCCCCCUUUGGCCACAAACGAAUGCGCCUGGCUGGCCCGCAGGCCUACGACAAAGCCGAGAUCGCCAGCUUGCAGCAGAGAGAGGGCCUCCUGGAGAAGAUCAUCAAGCAGGCCAAGCACAUCUUCUUACGUAGCCGGACCGCACGCACCAUCGAUAGUCUGGCCAGCCGGAUUGAAGACCCCCAGAUCCAAGCUCACUGGUCCAACAUUAACGACGUGUACGAGUCCAGUGUCAAAGUGCUGAUCACCUCUCAGGGCUACGAGCAAAUCUGCAAGUCCAUCCAGCUGCAGCUCAACAUCGGUGUGGAGCAGAUCCGGGUGGUGCACAGAGAUGGACGUGUCAUCACUCUGUCACACCAGGAGCAGGAGCUGCAGGACUUCCUCCUCUCACAGAUGUCCCAGCACCAGGUGCAUGCUGUGCAACAGCUGGCUAAAGUGAUGGGCUGGCAUGUGCUGAGCUUCAGUAACCACGUAGGCCUCGGCCCGGUGGAGAGCAUUGGAAACGCCUCCGCUGUCACUGUGGCCUCCCCCAACGGAGAGUAUGCCAUCUCAGUGCGUAACGGUCCAGAGAGCGGCUGCAAGGUGGUGGUCCAGUUCCCCCGCAAACAGACUAAGGAGCUGCCCAAGAGCGACGUCAUCCAGGACGCCAAGUGGACCCACCUCAGGGGGCCGUACAAGGAGGUCCACUGGAGUAAGAUGGAGGGACGGAACUUUGUCUACAAAAUGGAGCUCCUCAUGGCCGCCCUGACCCCCUGCCCUUAAACACACCUACCCCCCAGCCCUCGUCCUCCGACUGGAGAUGGACAGGAAAACAUUCUUUGUGAAAGAAGCCAUGUUACAAAAUUCAUGCCCUUUUUAUUCUUGAGGACUUUUACAAGAGAGCCCCUUAAAUUGUGUUGGCUGCCUGCUCACUUGUUGCUCAUGUUUGUACACAUAAAGAGCAAAAUCUGCUUCUA
Molecule: messenger RNA, 2278 nt
Organism: Nerophis lumbriciformis (worm pipefish)
Lineage: Eukaryota; Metazoa; Chordata; Actinopteri; Syngnathiformes; Syngnathidae
Gene: med17
Product: mediator complex subunit 17
Biological process (GO): regulation of transcription by RNA polymerase II
Cellular component (GO): core mediator complex; mediator complex
Molecular function (GO): transcription coregulator activity
Source: RefSeq, a predicted model, not a curated record